UUGCAGGAGAGGAGAGCAGGAGGGGGGUGUGGAUGUGGCUAUUGGCAGAGCUGUGCUGACAUCCCUGGGAACAGCUGGGAUCUGCUGAGCCGCUUGUCAGAGCCCCGAGCAGCCGCAAAAAUCGCCAGGUUUUUUUUUUAUUUUUGGUUUUUUAUUCGGGAGAGCUGGCGGGGGCUUCCCGGGAGCGAGAUUAUCCUGGCAGAAUUCCUCUUGAACUGCUCGUGGCCAUGGAGUCUCCACUGAAAUCAGCAAACAGCUGACGUGCUCAGAGUGCAGAACCACCACGGUGCCCGUCGCCGCGUCGCAGGGCUCUGAAGAUGUCCAACAGCAACACGGCACAGGAGUCCCUGGAAAUUAUGAAGGAAUCAGAAAAAAAGGUGGUUGAGGAAUCUGUGAACAAAACCAAAUACGUGUCCAGGUCACCAAGCAAGGAGGAGGUGGAGAAGGAUGGGGGGGAGGAGGUCGGCGUGCGCCAGGAGUCUCAGAAGCGAACAUCGAGUCACGGCCACGCCAGGAAGAGAGCCAAGUCUAACUCAAAGCUUAAACUGGUCAGGAGUUUGGCUGUGUGUGAGGAAUCCUCAGGCCCCUUCGUGGACGGGCUGCUGGAGUCUCAGGACAUCAUCCAGCUGCACGUGAGCUGCCCCUCUGACAAGGAGGAGGAGAAAUCCACCAAAGAUGGGGUGGAGAAAGAAGAAAAAGACAAGAACAAAGAGAAAACUCCGAGGAAGAUGCUCUCUCGAGAUUCCAGCCAGGAAUAUACAGACUCCACUGGAAUAGAUUUGCAUGAAUUUUUAGUAAAUACACUGAAAAAAAACCCACGGGAUAGAAUGAUGCUGCUCAAGUUGGAACAGGAGAUUCUGGAGUUCAUCAGUGACAACAACAAUCAGUUCAAGAAGUUCCCCCAGAUGACCUCGUACCACCGGAUGCUGCUGCACCGCGUGGCGGCGUAUUUCGGGAUGGAUCACAACGUGGACCAGACUGGGAAGGCUGUCAUCAUCAACAAGACCAGUAACACACGGAUCCCCGAGCAGAGGUUCUCUGAGCACAUCAAGGACGAGAAGAACGCAGAAUUCCCUCAGAGGUUCAUCCUGAAACGAGAUGACACCAGCAUGGAUCGGGAUGAUAACCAGAUCAGACUCCCCUUGCAGGAUGGGAGAAGGAGCAAAUCCAUAGAAGAGCGAGAGGAGGAAUAUCAGCGGGUCAGGGAGCGGAUAUUUGCACGAGAGUCUGGCCAGAACGGAUACCUCACAGACAGCAGGGGCAACAGGGAGGGGCUGAGCCGGGCCUCGGGCAGCCGCCAGAGCAGCACCGAGAGCGAGAUCAAAUCCCUGGAGCCGCGGCCCUGGAGCAGCACGGACUCGGACGGCUCCAUCUUUUUGCUGGGGAAGAGAUCUACCCUGGCUGUACUGGUGCAGCACCAGCAGCUCUGCCACUGUCCCUUCCCUGGAGCCCAGUUUGACUCCUCUGCUCUCUGCAGGGGCAACAGGGAGGGGCUGAGCCGGGCCUCGGGCAGCCGCCAGAGCAGCACCGAGAGCGAGAUCAAAUCCCUGGAGCCGCGGCCCUGGAGCAGCACGGACUCGGACGGCUCCAUCCGCAGCCUGAGGCCACCUGUCACCAAAGCCAGCAGCUUCAGUGGCAUCUCCAUCCUCACCCGGGGGGACAGCAUCGGGAGCAGCAAGGGCAGCACGGCCAGCAGGGCCUCACGGGCAGGCUUGGUGCUGGGUGCCCCUGAGUCCUGCAGCCAGUCCCCAUCCUCCCAGGCCAGCCGUGGCCUCCUGCCCUGCACGGCCCCGCAGCCCCCCGGGCUGCCCCCAGCCCAGCAGCAGCCGGCCAUGAGCAGCCCCAUGAUGUCCCAGCCGGUCCCAGCGCUGCAGCCCGUUCCGUACUCUCCAAGCUCCUGCCCCCAAGUCCUCUUGCCAGUCUCUCCACCCCAGCAGUACAGCCUGGCCGACGAGCUCAGCAGCCCCUUCGGGCAGAUCAGCCUCAGCCGCCAGGGCUCCACGGAAGCUCCGGAUCCUUCCUCGGCCAUGUUCCAGUCGUCGCUCAUCUCCCAGCACCCUCAGCAGCCAGGAUUCAUCAUGGCCAGCCCUGGGCAGCCCAUCCCCACCUCCAGCUACUCUGCCUCGGGCCACACAGCCCCCCCCCAGCCGGUGCUGCAGCCCCAGGGCUACAUUCAGCCCCCCCAGCAGAUUCAGGUUUCUUACUACCCGCCCGGGCAGUACCCGAACUCCAGCCAGCAAUACCGACCCCUCAGUCACCCAGUGGCCUACAGCUCCCAGCGCCCACAGCAGCUCCCCCAGCAGUCCCAGCAGCCAGAACCUGUGCAGGUGCCCCAGCUCUUCCUCCCAUCCCCAUCCUCACCUGAGCCCUCUGUGCUCCACAGCCCGUCCGUGGGGUUCCUGCAGCCCCCUGGCUCCGAGCAGUACCAGAUGCCGCAGUCCCCGGCGCCCUGCAGCCCCCCCCAGAUGCAGCAGCAGUAUUCAGGGGUGUCCCCAUCAGGCCCUGGUGUGGUGGUGAUGCAGCUGAAUGUCCCCAACGGCCCCCAGGCCCCCCAGAACCCCCCCGUGGUGCAGUGGAGCCACUGUAAGUACUACAGCCUGGAGCAGCGGGGGCAGAAGCCAGGAGACCUCUACAACCCCGACACCAGUGCUCAGGCCAGCACCCAGCUGAGCAGCCCCAUCACGUCCCCCACGCAGUCCCCGACGCCGUCGCCCGUCACCAACCUCAACAGCGUGUGCACGGGGCUGAGCCCCCUGCCCGUCCUCACACAGUUCCCCAGGCCCAUGGGCCCAGCACAAGGUGAUGGGAGGUACUCGCUGCUGGGCCAACCUCUGCAGUACAACCUGUCCCUGUGUCCCCCGCCUCUGCUCCACAACCAGCCCAGCUACACAGGACACCAGGGGCAGACUGGAAUGAAACACGGGAACCGCAGCAAGAGGCAGGCCCUGAAGUCAGCGUCCACCGACCUGGGGACAAGUGACGUAGUGCUGGGCCGGGUGCUGGAGGUGACAGACCUGCCCGAGGGCAUCACACGGACAGAGGCCGACAAGCUCUUCACCCAGCUCGCCAUGGCCGGUGCCAAAAUCCAGUGGCUCAAAGAGACUCAGGGGCGCCGCGGGGACGGAGGCGGCGGCGGGGACAACAGCGGGACUCCGGAGAACGGCAGGCACAGUGACCUCGCUGCCUUAUACACCAUCGUGGCCGUGUUCCCCAGCCCCCUGGCUGCCCAAAACGCCUCCCUCCGACUCAACAACUCCCUCAGCCGCUUCAAACUGCGCGUGGCCAAAAAGAACUACGACCUGCGGGUGCUGGAGCGGGCCAGCUCCCAGUAGGGCUCCCGAGUGGGCACCGGGCACUCCCCUGGGCCUCUUCUCCUCCCACCCUCCCUUCCUCUCGCCCUCCUUCCUUGAUAUAUUUAUAUGAACAUAAUUAAGAGACAAGAAGUUGAUUUUUUUUUUUUUAAUUAUUAUUUUUUUGGAGUGACGCCCGUGCCCGCCCCCCUCCCCUGUGUCUAUGGUUUUGUUUGAGCACUGUGUUGGACCGCACAUACAGGUGUUGAUUGGUAUGUUCACUGCACAUUUUAUUUAAUCAAAUUAUUAUUUUGCUGGGGGUGGGGAGGGAGGGGGGAUUUUUUUUUUGUUUUAUUUUAUUUGGGGGGUUGUUUUUAAA
This is a messenger RNA of Passer montanus (Eurasian tree sparrow), 3669 nucleotides long. RefSeq names its product R3H domain containing 2 (gene R3HDM2). Lineage: Eukaryota; Metazoa; Chordata; Aves; Passeriformes; Passeridae. The transcript has 23 exons. Gene Ontology annotation, molecular function: nucleic acid binding. The record is from RefSeq and is a predicted model, not a curated record. The coding region runs from base 318 to 3332 and encodes 1004 amino acids.